Molecule: messenger RNA, 2760 nt
Organism: Haliotis rubra (blacklip abalone)
Lineage: Eukaryota; Metazoa; Mollusca; Gastropoda; Lepetellida; Haliotidae
Product: E3 ubiquitin-protein transferase MAEA-like
Exons: 9
Coding region: 54-1223 (389 amino acids)
Biological process (GO): proteasome-mediated ubiquitin-dependent protein catabolic process
Cellular component (GO): nucleus; GID complex; cytoplasm
Molecular function (GO): protein binding; ubiquitin protein ligase activity
Source: RefSeq, a predicted model, not a curated record
GAAAAAGGAAUCCCAAAAUACGUUUGUUUUAUGCAUUUCCGGGUCAAACAAUCAUGGCGGACGUGAAGUCUUUGGAACAUCCAACAUUGAAGGUUCCAUAUGAGGUACUGAACAAAAAGUUUCGAACAGCACAAAAAAAUAUUGAUCGUGAAGUGUCUCACAUACAAGGCGCUGGUAACGAACUUGAGAAAUGUCUGCAGGAAAGUAGUGUCUCUGUGGGUGAUGUCUCAAGAGUCCUUGACAACAUGGUGGAAAAGUUAACAUUCCUCAAGAGGAAGGCCGAUGAAAGUAUCCAGGAUGAACUAGAGGCUGCCCGGGUCAUCAAACGCCGGGUAGAGCACCUGAAGGAGGCUGAGAAUCUCCCCGAGGAGGCGCGUCCGCUGUGGCAGAAGAAGCGUCUGGAUCGCAUGCUAGUGGAGUUCUUCCUACGGGCCGGGUACUAUAACACAGCUCUCAAGUUGGCCCGGCAUUCUGAAAUAGAGGAUUUGACAAACAUAGAGCUCUUCCUCACCUCAAAGGAAGUGGAGGAAUCGCUGAUGAGACACGAGACUGGGCCCUGUCUAGCUUGGUGCUACGACAACAAGUCCAAACUACGAAAGAUGAAGAGUACCCUAGAGUUCAAAGUUCGCAGACAGGAGUUCAUUGAGUUGGUCCGCAGUGAUAAGCGACUGGAGGCUGUCAAACAUGCCAGGAAAUACCUGAGUGGUGUCGAGGACGACCAGAUCCCAGCUGUGCAGAAGGUCAUGGCGCUCCUGGCUUUCCCCAGUGAUACACAGAUAGCUCCUUAUAAGGAGCUGUUGGAUGUGAGUCGUUGGCAGGAGCUUGUCCAGCAGUUCCGGGAGGAGAACUUUAAGUUGCACCAGCUCAACUGUACGUCUGUCUUCACCGCGGCCAUCCAGGCGGGGCUGUCUUCACUCAAAACGCCUCACUGUUACAAGUCUACGUCAGAGAACAAGAACCCGAACUGCCCCGUGUGUUCCAAGCACCUGAACGAGCUCGCAAGACCGCUGCCGUAUGCUCACUGUGCCAACUCCAAACUUAUCUGCACAAUCACAGGUGGCUCUCUCAACGAGAACAACCCACCAAUGAUGCUCCCAAAUGGACAUGUGUACGGUUACAAUUCCCUUGCGACAAUGGCUUCUAAUAACGACGGUCGAGUUGUCUGCCCACGAACAAGAGAAAUCUACAAGCUAGAUGAUAUCGACAAGGUGUUUGUCAUGUGAUGAGUGUCCCAUGACAGAGAAAAAGGCACUGCAUGAAAGACGACCAUGUGAUGUAGAUAGAUAAAUAGUGUUACAGAAUGUAAGAAAGAGGCUGGUUCUGACUGAUUUUAGCUUGCCAUCACACAUAGAACCAAGUAGAAUGGUGUAGAUACUCCAUGUGAGAUGACGACUGAUUAUGUACGUGUAAAGCUGCAUCUUUUCUGUGAAAACACUCCAAUCUUAAAGCUGAGCGCUGAUUGGUCAGUGAAUCUUCACUCUGAUCGUGAGUUACAUGUCAAGUGACAUCAACUGUUCAAUGUUGUCUUUGGUUAACAAUUGCUUAUGAAUGCCGGGAUGUAUGGCUUAAUUCAUUUAGAAUUGCAGUCUUGAUAAAUGUUUACAUAUUUGUGAAUUUUUUCCAGAUAUUGUUCCCAAUUUUAUUAAAAUCAGAUAGUUUACUCUUAACUGAUACCUUUUUGUUGAAAGAUCUCCAAAUGUCUCCAUCACAGGUCACAUCACACUAACCGAGAGAGAUUGAUGACGGCUUCAUUUCCGUGAAGUAAGCAUGCAUUCUUGAGCCAAAGGGGCAGUGGGGUAGCCUAAUGGUCAAGGCAUUCGCUCAUCAUGCUGAAGACCCGGUUCGAUUCCCCACAUGGGUACAAUUUGUGAAGCCCAUUUCUGGUGUCCCCCGUCGUGAUAUUGCCGGAAUAUUGCUAAAAGUGGCGUAAAACUAUACUCAGUCAGUCAGUCUUGAGCCAAAUGAAUCUAAAAUGAUUCAGAUGUAUUUGGUUGCAUCAUAUUUUUCAAUUUAAAUUUUAACAAAAGAGAACACGCAGAGAACAAACAAUCCUUGUAUGUACUGAGAGAAAGAAAACGGCUGCAUAUGACAAUAUAACCUUGAUAGUACACCCGGUAUGGGUGGGUGUUUUUGUUUACAUUCAGAAGUGCCCCAUUCAUUUUGGGUCUGGAUACCAGGUCACUUGGAAAUGACCAGUGUAGAAAAUAUAUGUCUCAGUGUAACAGUGCAGCCUUUAUGAUUAACAGUGAGAACUUGUUGAUAGUGUAUUGAGAUGCAGAAAUACGAAUUCUUCAGUCAUUGGACCAAGAAUGUUGCAACCUCAGCGCUUUUUGGACAAUGCAUGAUGUUUCUUGUGAGAUGUCCUUGGAUCUUCAUACAGAAAGAUAUUGUACUGAAGAUCUGAUUUUAAUUGGAUUGAUGCACUGUGCGAAAUAGCCACUGGCCCGCUAGCCCGUGGCUAGCAAAAUCCAGUCGGGCCAGUAAAUCUCCAUAGUCACUGGCCCGACUGGCUAGUGAAUUUUCAUGGGGUCACUUUGUAAAUCACUCUCUCUGACUUGCUAACUUAUAAUACACUUUUAAAUCAUGCAAGAUUAUGACCGACUGGCUAGCAAGAUUUACAAACUAUUUCGCACACUGGAUUGAUGUUGUUCUGGUAAACAUAGCAACCUUACUUGUCUUAACCAUCUAAGGGUGAGACCAGUUGCGGAAUCACUGAAAGUUGUGGUCAAUAAACUAGUAGGAUUUACAAGAAGUUCAUGC